Abrus precatorius (Indian licorice) is the source of this 5876-nucleotide messenger RNA. RefSeq lists its product as uncharacterized. Gene Ontology annotation, molecular function: protein binding; cysteine-type deubiquitinase activity. The record is from RefSeq and is a predicted model, not a curated record. The transcript is spliced from 15 exons. NCBI's taxonomy places the organism in Eukaryota, Viridiplantae, Streptophyta, Magnoliopsida, Fabales, Fabaceae. Bases 356 to 5161 code for a protein of 1601 amino acids. Gene Ontology annotation, biological process: protein deubiquitination.
AAUUAUCACUCUUUGUCUUGCUCUCCUUCUCAUCAAACCACACCCCACCCCACCCCACCCCUCUUGUGUGGGUAGGUGCUCUGUGUUCUCUUCACUCUCUUCUUCUUCUUUCUCUUCCAUUCACGGUUUUCCUUAACCCUUCCAACUUCUAGAAUCUUCCGCCGAUCCUUCUCCGCAAUCGUCAUCGGCAACAACUAUCUUCAUUCAACACUUCUCUAGGUCAGGUCUUAAUCUCCCUCUCUCUCUCUAUAUCUUCUUCUUAUUCUGCAUCGCUUCUAUCUCUCUCAACACAGAUACGCUCGCCGAUUCACGCACGUGUUUAUGCACGUGAAUCGGAUUUGUAUGAACUCAAUUGAUGGGGCACAAAAAGCGAAACCCUCCUCCGCGCUCCAAACAUUCUCCGGCGGCUUCUCCGGCGGCGCAAUCCGUCGUCGGUGGAGCCGCCAAUGGUGUCGCCUCGCUGGACGCUGACUCCUGCAAUGUUUCCGAUCACAAUUUUCAUAACCCUAGCAAGAUCGAAUUGGUCUCUCCCCAAUCCGAGGGUUCCGAUUACUCAACAAUCAAGCUCGAGUGCGAGCGUGCCCUCACUACGUUUCGACGUGGGAACCACACCAAGGCAAUGAAGCUCAUGAGGGAACUCUGCGCCAGAGAGGAGGGUUCGUUGCACGCCGCGUUCCUUCAUCGAGUGCACGGAUUCGUGUGUUUCAAAACCGCCACGAUUAUCACUGACCCGAGCUCGAAGCAGCGGCAUUUGAAGAAUGCUCUGGAAUCAGCGCGGAGAGCCGUCGAGCUCACGCCAAAUUCGGUUGAGUAUGCGCAUUUCCAUGCCAGUGUGAUGCUGGAGGCUGCAAGUGAAGGGAAGGAUUAUGAGGAGGUCGUGCACGAGUGUGAGAGGGGGCUCGCCAUCGAGAAUCCCAAUGAUCCUGCCAAGGAGACAUUGCAGGAUGAAAGUGAGCAGAAAGUGUCGACGCUGGAAGACCGAGUUGCGCACGUGCAGAAUGAGUUGAGGCAGCUUAUUCAGAAGUCGAAUAUAGCUUCGUUGUCCUCUUGGAUGAAGAAUCUGAGUAAUGGGGAGGAGAGAUUUCGGUUGAUUCCGAUUAGGAGGACGACGGAGGACCCUAUGGAGGUGAGGUUGGUUCAAGCUAGAAGGCCUAACGAGAUCAAGAAGGUGACUAAGACGCCCGAGGAAAGAAGAAAAGAAAUUGAAGUUCGAGUCGCAGCUGCGAGGCUGCUGCAGCAGAAGUCUGAGUCACCCCAAUCUCCCAAUGAAGGAGAUAGGGAUGAUAGACCGUUGGAUUCCUCUUUGGGCUCUGGUCAGAGGAUAGGUGAUAGGCGGCGGCAUGGGAAUGUGAGAAAGAAUGGCUUUACUGCUGAAAGGAGGAAGUGGGUUCAUUCGUAUUGGAAUUCAGUGAGUAUGGAUAUGAAGAAGGACUUUCUUCGGGUUAAAAUUUGUGAUCUCAAAUCCCAUAAUGGUUCUUCAAAGGAUACUUUGCCAAAUGAUAUUUUAUCAGAAGCUUUGUCUUAUGCUGAGGCCAAUAAAACCUGGAAAUUUUGGCUUUGCUGCAAUUGUGAAAAGAAAUAUUCCAACCCGGAUGCUCACCGGCACCAUGUUGUGCAGGAACACAUGGGGAGUCUGUCGCUAAAAAUGCAGAGACUUCUCCCCCAAAAUGUUGACAGUGAAUGGAUUGAGAUGAUUCUUAAUUGUUCUUGGAAGCCUCUGGAUGUCUCAGCUGCAGUUAAAAUGCUGGAUAAUAAAGUAAAGUUCAAAAGUUCACCAUUUCCUGAGGAAUUGUACUUGGGCCAUCAUGCUCAGGACUACAAUGAUUGUUUUAAAGAUGCAAGCAGCUCUUACAUCGAGAAGGAAAGUUUAGGGGACAGUCUUCGUAAUUAUAGUGCAGAAUGCAGUAACCAUUGUAAAGUUAUAGAAAAUGAUGUCGGAGAAGGUGAUCAAGACCAGCUGUCUAUGGCAAAUCCCACUGCAGAUUGUUGGCCGGUAUCUGAUGAUUCAGAGCGUGCAAAACUUCUGGAGAAAAUUCAUGCAGUAUUUGAGAUUCUUAUUAGGCACAAGUGUCUUGCUGCCAGCCAUCUUAACAAGGUCAUACAGUUUACUAUGGGUGAGAUACAGGGUCUUGCUGCUGGUUCUCAACUUCUAAAUCAUGGCGUGGACCAAACACCAAUGUGCAUAUGCUUUCUGGGAGCUCCACAGCUUAAGAAAAUUCUCCAAUUUCUGCAGGAAAUAUCUCAUGCAUGUGGGUUGGCUAGAUAUGCUGAGAAAGGUAGUAGUCCCACAAAUGAAUUACAUAAUAUUGAUCAAGGUCCUGAGAUUAAAGACAAGAUUGUUUUUGAUGGAGAUGCAUCACGCCUCCUUCUGGAUGAGUGUUUACUGCCAACACAAGUCACUUCUGGUACAGCUCCGGGGGAUGUCUUGAAUGAUGUUACCACCCCAAGCUCUCCUGAUGGAAUUUCAUUCUAUAAUGAUGCUUUGCUAUCCUGGAUAUUUUCAAGCUCUCCUAUUGGGGAUCAAUUGACAUCAUGGUUACGGACUGGAGAAGAUCAAAUAAAUAAAGGAAAGGAAAUUGUCCAGAUGCUUGAGAAAGAGUUUUAUCACCUGCAGAGCCUGUGUGAGAAGAAGGGUGAACGUAUAAGUUAUGAGGAAGCACUACAAACUGUAGAGGAUCUUUGUCUCGAAGAAGGUAAGAAGAGGGAAAAUGUUGGUGAAUUUGUCCAGCGAAGCUACGAAUCUGUCUUAAGAAAGCAAAAAGAAGAGCUCAUUGAAAGUGAGAAUGAUAUGAUGUAUGUCAGCAACAGGUUUGAGUUGGAGGCUAUAUCAAAUGUUUUGCAAGAAGCAGAGGCAAUGAAUGUUAAUCAGUUUGGCUAUGAGGAAACUUAUGCUGGUGUGACUUCUCAGUUAUGUGACCUGGAAUCUGGUGAAGAAGAUGAAUGGAGAAUGAAGGACUACUUGCAUCAAAUGGAUGGGUGUAUAGAAAUUGCUAUUCAGAAACUGAAGGAGCAUUUAUCUAUAGAGCUUAGCAAAAUUGAUGCCCGAAUAAUUAGAAAUGUUGCGGAGAUGCAGCAAUUGGAAUUCAAGCUUGGGCCUAUUUCUGCUAAUGAUUAUCGAGCAAUAUUAGUGCCUCUAGUGAAGUCGUACCUCCGGGCGCUUUUGGAAGAUUUGGCUGAGAAAGAUGCCAGAGAAAAGUCUGAUGCUGCAAGUGAAGCAUUUUUGGCUGAACUUGCUCUUGAUUCCAAGAAGGUCGUUAAGGGGGGAAGUGAGAGCACAAGACAUGUUGAGAAGACAAAAGAUAAGAAGAAGAAUAAAGAUCACAGAAAAGCAAGAGAUUUGAAGGCCACAGCUGGUCAGGUGCAGCUCUCAUUUCAAUCUACAACUCCAGAUUCCAAUCUAGUUGCAACUGAAAGUGACUUCCAAGAUCACGAGGUUGUUUCUAGGAAUGGGGAUGACUUGGAACAACUUGAAGCAGAAUUUAGACGCAAAAUUGAGCUAGAAGAGGAGGAAAAAAAGCUUGAAGAAACUUUGGAAUUUCAAAGAAGGAUAGAGAAUGAAGCCAAACAGAAGCACCUUGCUGAGCAGCAAAAAAAAUCAUCGGGGACAUACAUGGAGGAAGUGGAUGACAAACUUCAAGAUUCUCAAAGGAAGGCAGUUGCUGGUCACCCAGAUGUGCAUGAACAUGUAAGACUACCAGUGCAGGAGCAAUUGGCAAAGGAGAAUGGGUCCCCAAGCAAUCUGGAUGGCCUGUUUAUACCCACAGCAAAUGGUUCCAUGCUUAAUUAUUUGCAUCAGUCAAAAGUUAAACAAGAUCUGCCUAAUGGAGUUGUUCCAGAGGAUGGUCUACCUUUGCCUGAUCGGCGUGGUGGAAAAAAACAUAAACGGCAUAAGAAUUCUUCCAGAACAGUUGAUGGAAAGUUGGAAUCUGUCUCAGUGGAAAAGGAAAAUACUGAGGAUACACAUACUGAUUAUUACUCAAGAGAGCAAUUCAAAUUUAAUAACAGUCAAGAUACUGACAGGGAGUGGGAAAACAAUGGAUCAAAGGCUAUGAAAGAGUUAAAAGUGGAAGACGAGGAGGAGGAAAGAUUCCAGGCCGAUCUCAAAAUGGCUGUACGCCAAAGCCUGGACACAUAUCAGGCACGUGGAAAUUUGCCUCCGGUUUCCAGUUUAAGAAUGUCACACAGAGCUUCUUCACAGGUAGAUAAUGUGGAUUUUCUACCAGUGGAAAACUCAACUGAGAAUGUGAAUGGAGCUACCUUGCUUGGUACUGGACUGAAGAAUGAAGUGGGUGAAUAUAAUUGUUUUCUCAAUGUUAUUAUACAGUCAUUGUGGCAUUUAAGACGCUUUCGGGUGGAAUUUCUUGGCAGAUCAAGAUCAGAGCAUGAUCAUGUGGGUAAUCCUUGUGUUGUCUGUUCAUUGUAUGAAAUCUUUACUGCACUGGAUCUUGCAUCAAAGGAUUCAAGGAGAGAAGCAGUUGCUCCUACAUCCCUGCGGAUAGCUCUAAGCAACUUAUAUCCAGACAGUAACUUCUUCCAGGAGGCUCAGAUGAAUGAUGCUUCUGAGGUAUUAGGAGUGAUAUUUGACUGCCUUCAUCGAUCAUUUACCCGUGGCUCAACUGUUUCUGAUGCAGAAUCAGUUGAAAGCAACUGCAUGGGAUCUUGGGAUUGUGCAAAUGGUAGUUGUAUAGCACAUUCACUUUUUGGAAUGGACAUUUUUGAACAAAUGAAUUGCCAUCACUGUGGUCUUGAAUCCAGACAUUUGAAGUAUACUUCCUUCUUUCACAAUAUAAAUGCCAAUGCCCUCCGCACAAUGAAGGUAAUGUUUCCUGAAAGCUCCUUUGAUAAGCUUUUGAAUCUUGUGGAGAUGAACCAUCAGUUGACUUGUGAUCUAGAAGUUGGUGGUUGUGGGAAGCUCAACCACAUCCAUCACUUUCUUUCAACUCCGCCGCAUGUUUUUAUGACAGUUCUAGGUUGGCAAAAUACAUGUGAGAAUGCUGAUGAUAUAACUGCAACUCUGGGAGCCUUGAGCACCCAGAUAGAUAUCAGUGUCCUUUAUCGUGGUUUAGAUCCUAAAAGCAUCCAUAACUUGGUGUCAGUGGUACGUAUUUUACUGAUAAUAUGUUUGCUACUAUGGCCAGCAUUAUCAUUGCUUUGCUUAUAGUCAUGAUCAUGAACAAUGGAUUAUGUAUGAUGACAAGACUGUCAAGGUAAUUGGUGGGUGGGCUGAUGUUCUUGCAAUGUGUGAAAGAGGGCAUUUACAACCUCAGGUUCUUUUCUUUGAAGCUGUAAACUAGAUUUCUGGUGGAACUGAUAACUUCGUUUGCUGACUGAAGAAUGUUGAGUUUGGCAUCCAAUUGGUUCUGGUGUGGCCCUGUUUAUGCAGAUGCAUUGCGUUUCUGCAUAACACAAAAGUGGUUUUAGGCAAAUAAAUUUGCAAGUUGCAGUGAUGUCAACUAGUUUUGGCAUGCAUACUUCUCUUGGGAUGUAUGGCAUUUUAAAAUUUAUGAUACAAUUCAGGGUUUUAAUAGGAACAACAGGUUCUUACGGGGGAGAAUGAUGACAUAUGCAUUUAAUGUAACUGGAUGACUUAGAAGAGCACAUAGAGUGGUGUUUGAUACCGAGCAUCGCUCUGCGCAGUUGGUUCAUAUUGAAUAUCAGAUUCAUUCCUUGUAUCCUACCAAUAAGCAGGUUUUGGUAUUGCUAGAAGAACCACCAUUUGUUGAGGUUAGCCAGCAAUGUAUGAGAAGAUCUUAGGCUGUUUUUUUUAUGGAAAUAAUUGCCCAUUGUUAUUGGGAGCAUAAGGCAUUGUACGAGGGGAAUUUUUUCUCCAGUUGUCGAAGAAAUAUCACUCGUCUCCUCUCCUCCCCCACCCCUCG